Molecule: messenger RNA, 1344 nt
Organism: Manihot esculenta (cassava)
Lineage: Eukaryota; Viridiplantae; Streptophyta; Magnoliopsida; Malpighiales; Euphorbiaceae
Exons: 2
Coding region: 1-1344 (447 amino acids)
Source: RefSeq, a predicted model, not a curated record
AUGGGAAAAAGUAGUUUUGCUAGGGCACUGAGCAAUUCGGCUCCGACAAUCUCCAAGGCAGUCAUAGAUGAUGCCUUGAUGCUGCAAAACUCAGAUAAUCCGACGAUGCUUCUCGUCUCUGUUCAAUUAAAUGGAAUCAAUUACCGAGGAUGGAGUAGGGCGAUGAGGAUCGCUCUCGGUGCGAAGAACAAGCUUGCAUUCGUGGAAGGGAAAAUUGACGCGCCUGAGGACAGAUCUGAAGAAUACGAGAAAUGGAGACGAUGUGACUAUAUGGUGACAUCGUGGAUCCUCAAUUCCAUUUCGAAGGACCUCAUCGGAAGCUUCCUCUAUGCCACCACCGCCCGAGAAUUCAAAUUGAAGCAACUGUGGGAUGAAUUGGCAAACAUUGUCUCUCUCCCUCUAUGCAUCUGCGGAUCAGAGAAGCUUGCAACAGAGAUUCACAAUGCGGACCAUCUCAUGCAAUUUCUGAUGGGGCUCAACGAUACCUUUGAUCAAGUUCAUCCAUUACCAACGGUGAACAAAGCUUUUUCGAUAGUUCUACGGGUAGAGUCUCAAAAAAAAGUUCAAUCCAACCUCACAGAACAUGGUAAGGUAGCUGCUUUGGCCAUCCGAUCUCAAGGCAGCAGACGAGACUACAAGAAAUACGACAUAAGGAAGGGCCAUUGUGACUACUGUAAUUUGGAUGGACAUACACGAGCUGGAUGCUUCAAAUUGAUCGGAUAUCUGGAGUGGUUUAAGAGCAAAAACAAGCAAUUCAACAAUCCAGGGACGUUCAAGCCAAGAUACACUGCUCACAUCUCACAUACUCAAGGUCACAGUGUAGAAUCUACCUCAGAAACACCGUUGGCAAGUGCUGGACCGAUCGCCUCCAAUGAAUUAAGCAAGAUAGAAGAAGUCAAUACAAAGCUGGAGCUACUGCGACAGGAGAUGACCAUAUUGGUUAAAGGGAAAACGGUUGCCUCAAUAAACACAGUUAGUUCGCAUCCAGCCUACUGUCACAAUCCGACCAACUAUACUGGUAACAGAUUCAGCUCUUUCAGUCCGACUGAUUGUUCUGGUAGUAGCUCUUUCAACUCUUUCACUCAUAAAAUUUCUUCAGUAUUCGCUUGUUGUGCUAUGGUAACUGGAUCAGAAGCAUGGAUAAUUGAUACUGGUGCAUCGGAUCAUAUCACACCAUAUAAGAAUCAUAUGAAAUCUAUGUGUUCUGUUACUGCUCCAAUAACUAUAUAUUUGCCGAAUAGCUCUUCCACACAAGUCACACACAUUGGAAAUGUUGCAUUAAACACACAUAUGAAGUUAAUUGAUGUCCUCCUUGUUCCUGAUUUUAAUAUGAAUCUUCUGUAA